CUUUCCGCCGCGCGCCGCCGCCAUGGCCAAGAUCAAGGCCCGGGACCUGCGCGGGAAGAAGAAGGAGGAGCUGCUGAAGCAGCUGGAGGAUCUCAAGGUGGAGCUGUCGCAGCUGCGCGUGGCCAAAGUGACCGGCGGGGCCGCCUCCAAGCUGUCCAAAAUGUGAGUGGGGCCGGGGCGGCGGGCAGGGCCGCUGAGAGCCGCUCCCCAGGCUGCGGUGGGUGUGUGCUCCGGAAAACGCCUGGAAACCGGCGUGGAAGGGAGCACAUCCCGGUGGGCCCGAGGCCGGUGUGUCUCGGCUCAGAGGCGCUGGCCGGGCGCUGCCGGUGGUCGCUGCGGUGUGGCUCGGUGUAAGGGGAGCACACAGGGCUCUGGAGCCCGGGUGCGAUCAUGGAGCUGCUCCUGCGGGCUGUCCUCUCAUCUCUCUCUGUCCCCAUGCAGCCGUGUGGUGCGCAAAUCCAUUGCCAGAGUCCUGACUGUCAUCAACCAGACCCAGAAGGAGAACUUGAGGAAGUUCUACAAGGGCAAGAAGUACAAGCCCCUGGACCUGCGGCCCAAGAAGACUCGGGCCAUGCGGCGCAGGCUCAACAAGCACGAGGAGAACCUGAAGACCAAGAAGCAGCAGCGAAAGGAACGUUUGUACCCAGCCAGGAAAUUCGCCAUCAAGGCAUAGCCCCGAGCGAGCUGCAGCUCCGGGCUGGGGUCUGGGCACGGCUCAUUAAAGGGAGUUUGGUUUGGAA
Molecule: messenger RNA, 740 nt
Organism: Taeniopygia guttata (zebra finch)
Lineage: Eukaryota; Metazoa; Chordata; Aves; Passeriformes; Estrildidae
Gene: RPL35
Product: ribosomal protein L35
Biological process (GO): translation; maturation of LSU-rRNA from tricistronic rRNA transcript (SSU-rRNA, 5.8S rRNA, LSU-rRNA)
Cellular component (GO): ribosome; cytosolic large ribosomal subunit
Molecular function (GO): structural constituent of ribosome; mRNA binding
Source: RefSeq